AUGCCUCCCACUUCACAGAACCCUCGGAAGCCCGGCGUCGCCGUCCUGAUCACCCAUCCCUCACUGCCCGACACGGUGCUCCUGGGCCUGCGCAAAGGCUCCCACGGCGCGAACUCGUGGGGCUUGCCUGGCGGUCACGUCGACCCGGGCGAGACACACGCCACGACCGCUGUGCGCGAAGUUCUCGAGGAGACAGGUCUCGAGAUUGCCGUGUCGGACGACGAGGUGGCGCACACGCAGGACGACUUUGAAAAGGAGGGCAAGUACUAUGACACGUACUUUCUACGCGGCACAGUGACCGACACAACGGCCUCGCCAGAGAUCAAGGAGCCCAACAAGUGUGCCGAAUGGCGCUGGUUUGCCUGGGAGGAGCUGCGCCAGAUGAGGGAGAUGAGCGGGCCGGACGAGUAUCUGUUCCGCCCCAUGUGGCAGCUGGUUGGCCUGAACCCUGAAUUGCAGUCUCUCUUGAAAUAG
This is a messenger RNA of Emericellopsis atlantica, 474 nucleotides long. Its product is annotated as NUDIX hydrolase domain-like protein. Gene Ontology annotation, molecular function: 8-oxo-7,8-dihydrodeoxyguanosine triphosphate pyrophosphatase activity. Gene Ontology annotation, cellular component: cytosol. Bases 1 to 474 code for a protein of 157 amino acids. Lineage: Eukaryota; Fungi; Ascomycota; Sordariomycetes; Hypocreales; Bionectriaceae. The record is from RefSeq and is a predicted model, not a curated record. The transcript is spliced from 2 exons. Gene Ontology annotation, biological process: dGTP catabolic process.